AUGCGGGCGGAGGAGCCGCUGGCGCUGGCGGCCCCGCGGGCGGGCGGCGGCGAGACGGAGGCGGAGGCGGCGGGUGAGGAGCGGAGCGGCGGCAGCUGCUGCAGCAGUGAGCGGCUGGUGAUCAACAUCUCCGGGCUGCGGUUCGAGACGCAGCUCCGGACCCUCUCCAUUUUCCCCGACACGCUUCUGGGCGACCCCAGUCGCCGGGUCCGCUACUUCGACCCGCUCCGCAACGAGUACUUCUUCGACCGAAACCGGCCCAGCUUCGACGCCAUCCUCUACUACUACCAGUCCGGGGGGCGGCUCCGCCGGCCGGUCCAUGUGCCCCUCGACAUCUUCCUGGAGGAGAUUCGCUUCUACCAAUUGGGCCAGGAGGCCAUCGAGACUUUCCGGGAGGACGAGGGUUUCAUUCCAGAAGAAGAGAAGCCCCUGCCCCAGCACCACUUCCAGCGCCAGGUCUGGCUGCUCUUUGAGUACCCUGAGAGCUCCGGGCCAGCUCGGGCCAUCGCCAUCGUCUCUGUGCUGGUCAUCCUCAUCUCCAUCGUCAUCUUCUGCCUGGAGACCCUGCCCGAGUUUCGACAGGAGCCCAAGGGCACCCAGCCCGACUUCGGGGAGGCGGCACCGCUGGGCGACGAGGCGCUGCUGCUGGCACCGCCACCGCCGCCGAGUGGGACUCCACCGCCCCUGCACCCCGCCGCCGGCGCCGGCCCCUUCUUCACCGACCCUUUCUUCCUCAUAGAGACCCUGUGCAUCAUCUGGUUCUCUUUUGAGCUCCUUGUCCGCUUCUUCGCCUGCCCCAGCAAGCCCGAGUUCUCACGCAACAUCAUGAACAUCAUUGACAUUGUGGCCAUCAUCCCCUACUUCAUCACCCUGGGCACAGAGCUGGCCCAGCAGCAGCAGCAGAAGCAGCAGCCUGGCAGCAGCAGCAACAAUGGGGGCCAGCAGCAAGCCAUGUCCCUGGCCAUCCUCAGAGUCAUCCGCUUGGUCAGAGUCUUCAGGAUCUUCAAGCUCUCCAGGCACUCCAAGGGCCUGCAGAUAUUGGGGAAGACUCUCCAGGCCAGCAUGAGGGAGCUGGGCCUUCUCAUCUUCUUCCUCUUCAUCGGGGUGAUCCUCUUCUCCAGUGCUGUCUACUUUGCAGAGACUGAUGACCCUGACUCCCUCUUCACUAGCAUCCCUGAUGCCUUUUGGUGGGCGGUGGUGUCCAUGACCACCGUGGGCUAUGGGGACAUGUAUCCUAUGACAAUUGGUGGCAAGAUUGUGGGUUCCCUGUGUGCCAUCGCUGGUGUGCUCACCAUUGCCCUGCCUGUCCCUGUCAUCGUGUCCAACUUCAACUACUUCUAUCACCGAGAGACUGAUCACGAGGAGCAGUGCCAGUACACCCACGUCACCUGUGGCCAGCAGCAGUCACCCUUCUCUGAGCCCAAGAAGGGGGACAGCAAUCAAUCCCUCAGCAAAUCUGAAUUCCUGGAAGCAGAAGACCUGGAGUCCAUGAAAUACUCCAAUUUCAUUCCUCCCAACAACCAAGGUUAUAAAGAGAAGAAAAUGCUGACAGAGGUGUGA
Messenger RNA from Indicator indicator, 1560 nucleotides. RefSeq names its product potassium voltage-gated channel subfamily A member 6-like. NCBI's taxonomy places the organism in Eukaryota, Metazoa, Chordata, Aves, Piciformes, Indicatoridae. Gene Ontology annotation, cellular component: voltage-gated potassium channel complex; membrane. The coding region runs from base 1 to 1560 and encodes 519 amino acids. Gene Ontology annotation, biological process: protein homooligomerization; potassium ion transmembrane transport. Gene Ontology annotation, molecular function: delayed rectifier potassium channel activity; protein binding. The record is from RefSeq and is a predicted model, not a curated record. The transcript has a single exon.